AUGGAGGAGGCCUUCCCCCCGACGCCCGCGCCGCCGCCGCCGGCCGACGACGACGACGCGCAGGCGCCGACGCCGGUGACGGUCUGCGUGCGCCUGCGGCCCGCGGGCGGCGCGGACGGCGAUUUGGCCUGGCGCGCGGCCGAGGACGAGCUCGUGCAGCUCGCGGGCAAGGGCGCGGGCGAGCGCUACCGCUUCGACCACGUCUGUGACGCCGACGCGCACACGACGGAGGUCUACGACCACGCCUGCCGGUCCAUCGUCGGCGACCUCGUCUGCGGCCGGAGCGGCACGCUCCUCGCGUACGGCCAGACGGCGUCGGGCAAGACGCACACGAUGCAGGGCUUCAUGCGCCUCGCGUGCGAGCAGAUCUUCGAGGCCGAGGGCGAGACGACGGUGUCCUGCGUCUACCUCGAGGUCUACAACGAGGCCGUGCGCGACCUGCUGAACCCCGAGUCGGCCGUCGCGCUCCGCGAGGAGAAGCACCGGGGCGUCUACGUCGCGGGCGCGCACCGCGUCGUCAUCCGCGACCCCAACGAGCUCGACGCGCUGCUGAAGCGCGGCGAAAAGCGGCGGCGCAUCGGCAAGACGCGCAUGAACUCGCGGAGCUCGCGGAGCCACGCGGUGCUGCAGCUCCACGUCGCGACGGACGUCCGCGGCGUCGUCUUUUCGGCCACGCUCAGCCUCGUGGACCUCGCCGGGUCGGAGAAGCCCCGGCGGUCCCGGGCCGAGCACCCGAGCCGGAGCCAGCGCGCGAACUUCGCCGAGGGCGUCAUGAUCAACAAGUCGCUGACGACGCUGUCGCACGUGCUCAAGCAGCUCGGCGACGGCGAGCGCCAGGGCAGGAAAAGAGAGCGAAAUUCCCAACUUCAAAGGCUCCUAUCUCGGCCCUUCCGCAACUCCAAGCUCACGCGCCUGCUGCAGCCGACGCUGAGCGGCGGCGCGAAGCUCGCGCUCGUCUGCUGCGUCGCGCCGGGCACGGCGUGCCUCGAGGAGACGCGGACGACGCUGCAGUUCGGCCAGCGCGCGAACCGCGUC
Messenger RNA from Aureococcus anophagefferens, 1035 nucleotides. RefSeq lists its product as hypothetical. Gene Ontology annotation, molecular function: microtubule binding; ATP binding; microtubule motor activity. NCBI's taxonomy places the organism in Eukaryota, Pelagophyceae, Pelagomonadales, Pelagomonadaceae. The transcript is spliced from 2 exons. Gene Ontology annotation, biological process: microtubule-based movement. The annotation marks the transcript as partial. The record is from RefSeq and is a predicted model, not a curated record.